GUUUGCUUUUGUUUGUCAUUUUAUAUACUGUGGGAUUUUAUUAUCUGUUAAUUCUGCAGUAUCUGGCUUAUUCAAGUUAUGGAGACUUUUGUUGCUUGAGCUAUCUGGGAUUCCUUUGAGUUGUCAAUUUUGUUUUGCUUCUUUUGGGAGUGAACUUGGAUUGGAUUUUGAAGCAUGGAUAACUCGAAAAACAGGCAGCAAAAUGAUCAUUUGGGUGUCAACAAGACUAGCAAGAAUAUAAGGAAGGGUCAGCUGCAGCAACCCAAUGUUGGUAAUAAUGCCCAUAGGCAACAACCUCAGCCUCAAGUCUACAACAUUAGCAAGAACGAUUUUAGGAAUAUUGUUCAGCAACUAACUGGCUCUUCAUCGCAAGAGCCUUUGCCUAGGCUUCCACAAAACCCACCCAAACCCAAAAGCAUGCCGUUGCAGAAGAUUAGAUCACCCAUUUUAACUCCCAUCAACCAAUCCCAUAUCCCCCCUUCAUUGCUGACUCCAGCAGGAGCAUCACCCACUUUUCCUUCUAACAAUGACUUUGUCGGGCCAAGCCAUUUUGGAUACACAGCUUCAACAAUGACGGCAUCUGGGGACUCUACUUGGGCGAAUACAGCUACCUCCAAUCUUAGCUUACAUGCGAUAUUUUCAGAAUUCAAUCACGGAUCUAGUCAGAUCCGCGGGCGAACCUAGCUCCAUUUCACUUCUCAAUUCAUUUUAUCAUCUCCUAUAGGCUUCAUGAAUGUGCUGUCUCCUUGUAUCCGCUGUUUUCUCCUGGGAUUCAGUAAAAAUAUUUACUUAUGAUUAGAUUAUUUUGUAUGAAAAAUAUUAAUUUAAUUAUUAACUUAAAAGUAAUAA
Molecule: messenger RNA, 849 nt
Organism: Manihot esculenta (cassava)
Lineage: Eukaryota; Viridiplantae; Streptophyta; Magnoliopsida; Malpighiales; Euphorbiaceae
Product: protein HAIKU1
Exons: 1
Coding region: 175-684 (169 amino acids)
Source: RefSeq, a predicted model, not a curated record